Messenger RNA from Schistosoma mattheei, 2379 nucleotides. The record is from the annotation of a GenBank genome assembly. Lineage: Eukaryota; Metazoa; Platyhelminthes; Trematoda; Strigeidida; Schistosomatidae.
AUGUCUUGUGAUAGUCUGUUGGGUCUUGAAGAUGCCAUGGAUAUGUUUCUGCAGUCAGUGGACUUGUCUAACGAUAUUGAUAUGGGUGAAUUCGACUUUGCAUUAAAAGCUUCAGAGCUCCUCGAAAACUCAGACAGUGAUAGUGGAAUAAGCGUUGCAGGGGAAAAGCAACCAAUAAACCAAGAAACUAAUGUACGACCCAACGACACUAGCGUAAAUUCUGGUGUUGGUCACAAUUUGGCUGUACCAAGUGUAUUGCAGCCGUCGGAGCAUUCUGGUGUCACAGUAAAAACGGUGCCUUCUAGUGUUACUCCGUCGUUUGAGUCCUCAAACACAUCUCCGGGAUCUGUGAAUUCACCUACUAAAUCAAGCAUGGAUUGCCGUUCAUUAGAUGAGUUUUUUUCUGCAGUAAGUGGGGUAACUGAAAUUUAUGAAUACUGUAGAAACCCGACUCCUUCAGAUCCUUCACUAUGGCAGCAUUCAAAAAAUAUCCCGAGCACAUCAUAUCCUGAUUCUGUUUUCGGGAGUAGUUCUCAAUUCUCACCAACGUCAUUUCUUGAUGUGCAAGAUUUUUCGGGACCUAACGAAUCCAUCAUAACCCAGACCGACUUGGAACGCAUACGUAAAAAGCAAGAAAGAAUGGUGAAAAAUAGACAAGCAGCAUGUCUAAGCCGGUUACGUAAGAAGGAGUACCUAGAAAGGUUAGAAAUGAGGUUCGAGCAGCUAAAACGUGAAAACCUUUUACUUUGGCGCCAGAAUGAAGAGUGGCGUGCACGAUGUUUCCGUUUGGAACGUUGUAUUGAAGAUUUACAGUCACGGCUUCCAAGCUCUAUAAAUUCAGAAAACCUAACUGUUAAGUCUCAGUCGUUUGACGUAAGUUCAGAAGAGACGACAAAUAUUUCUUCACACCUUGACAAACAAAUUACUCCUCGAGAGGCUUGUGGCAAAACAGUUUCUGUGCACACAUUAGCACCACUCAAUGAAGUCACUGUUGGUUUCAAAUCAGAUACUCCACUUAGUCGUCUUCCAAGGUUGUCUGAUCUUGGAAAAAGCAAGACAGUUUCAAUUCAGCAUUUAAAAAAUUGCCAAAACGUAGCUCCCACUCAAAAAACGACCUACUUUACGAGUGUAAGUUCCCCAAGAACGUUCAAAUGGGAUAGUUCUUCGAAGAAAUUGUUACUUACAAGUAAAGUUGAUGUUGAAUCGCAUUCACAGUGUCUAUCACAUCAGUCUCAACUCAAAUCAAUUACUAAAACCUUGAUUUCUCCUCAGCGAAUCGUUCCUACCGUCAGUCAUCGAUCUAAAGUAAUUGCUACCACAAGUUUAUUGGUUAUGUGCGGUCUGUUAGCCGUGAAUAUAGUUCCUUUAUCAGAUUUAUAUUCUGGAUUAGGAUUCGUAUCUUCACAUAGCAUGUCUUAUGGUGGCUCCCUUGCUGCUGGAAAAUUUGCUUUUGGUUAUCCCAGGCUAUGGUCAUCUGUGCCACAUUUUCCAACUGGGCGACGUCUUUUAUUAAAUAUUCCACCUACACAAGAAGAUGUUUUAACAAAUGAUAAUUCACUGCAGAACGCCUCAAAUAAUGAAUUUCUAUUUUCUGGAAAAUUUCCAACUAACCAUUCUACUAACAACUGUGGUCCUAAUAAAAACAUGAGUUGCGCAGAGAAUUCCUUACUUACGGAUUCUAGACAAAUUUUUCAAGGUUGGAUUAAAAGGCAUGCUGUAUCUACCAGUAAUCAGUCCCGUGUAUACAGAUUACUACUCACUUCAUCUCUUCAUAGUCUAAACGCGUUUGAACACCGACAACAUAUAGUCAGUUCAUCAAAACUUUCACAACAAAAUGUAUUACAUACUCAAAAACCUGCUUUCUUACCUAUGAAACAUUUAAAUAAUUCAUCUUCCAAAUCGAUUUCGCCGUCAAGAAAUGAGUCAUUAGAACGCUUUUCGGCUAGGAAAAUUAACGGUUCUAUUCUGAAUGUUACAACUGAAUCAUUACCACCCAACUUUCUUCCACCUCAUCGUCCUCCAAUAUUGAAAAAAUAUGAUUUGCAGCCUUACAUUCAUCCUGCUGUUCACGCGUUUGAAAAAUUAUUUAGUGUCGUUAAUCGUCGCAAUGAUACAGCAUACAUUGUUUUUUUAAACCGGGAUCAUUUCCUCCUGCCUUCAGUUGAUCCAUUACCUGCAAAUAUGAAACAGAAAAUAACGUUCCUACUUCCAGCUCAUUCUGUGAUCAACGGAUCGUCUGUUGAUGGUGAAGAUAAUUAUUAUAAUAGUUCAGAUUCCAUUUUAACUGUGCUGCAAUUAGAUUGUGAAAUAACGAAUGCUACAUUAUUACAAUCACCUGUAUAUAAUUCUCAUGAAAAACACUCACCUAAUAACCAUUAA